GCCCUCCUCGGCUCCGCCGCAGCUCACACAUGGCCAGAACGGACCACCCGUCUCGCUCCAAACGGGACCAUGGUUGGCAACCCUGGCUUUGAGAGGUCUCACCAUCCGCGCGGAAGUCUUGACGAAAACAAGCAAGUGUGGCUUUUGCCUCCAAACGGGGGGGCCAAGGUCUUUUUAUCCGACGCCAAGAUUACCAGAGAGGAUCAGAGGACGCUCACCGACUCGAGCUAUUCCAAAGAUUUCCCCAUGCUCAACGUUGCACCGGGCGAUUUUGUCGCCAUUCAGUACACGGAAAACGGCCACGUUACGAGGUCCGAAAGCAUGCCAAACCAACCCAGACCAGUUAACCGUGGCACCGUCUACGUAUAUGGCACCACGGAAAACGACCUCUCCAACUCCAACCUGAUCGACAUCCAUUUGAAGUGGACAGCCGAUGGCACUGGCGGCAACAAGCAGGGCAAGCUACUCGCGACAAGAAAUUACGACGAUGGCCAAUGCCACGAAGCCAUGUCAGCAGCCGGCGACCCCGUUGGCAUCUCAAAGUACCGCUUUCAAAACUUCAACAGCGGCGACGGUGGCUUGUCGUGCCAAACCGAUUUUCAGAUUCCUACGGAUAUCGCGGUAGGCAAGACGCUGACCGUGAUCUGGGUCUGGGACUGGCCGGUCAUGAGCGAAGCGGGAGUCGCUGUGACUCCGGCCUCCUACAACGCCAACUCGUCAACUUCGGGCAAGCCAUACGUGGUGUUACCUGAGCUGUACACGGGUGUCGUCGACUACAAGAUCGUGGACCCCUGCGACGACAGCCUGGGCAGUGUCAGGGGACCUACUUGCAAGGCAGCCAACGGCAAGUUCGUCGUGCAGUUCGCAAAGCAACCCAACAUCGCCGUGGCGGCGAUCAAGUCCCAUAUGAUGAACCCCUUCUUGGUCCAAGUUCCUCAGGCUGGCUUCGCCGUCUCUGAGGCGACGGCAGACCUGACCGACAUCCCUCUCGGCGCUCUAGUCGGGGUAAAGGACCCCAAACUGCCUCUGGACAAUUCAAUUCUAGCUGCCAACGCCAACGGGGGUGACUCGGCCAACAAGCCGCCCCCGCAACCGAGCCCCUCCCCGUCGCCAGCAGCCCCACCGCCGCCGGCUUCGUCCAAGGCGGCCUCGCCAACGCCAGCCUCGUCCAAAGCGGGCUCGUCACCAAAGCCUUCGUCAGCACCAUCUGCGUCGCCGAGGCCCGCCGACGACGACGAUGUCCUGACGGUGACGGUCACCGUCCCCGAGACGACCAUCUUCAUAACCAGCACCCGGACCCCG
Lasiosphaeria miniovina is the source of this 1302-nucleotide messenger RNA. RefSeq lists its product as uncharacterized. Lineage: Eukaryota; Fungi; Ascomycota; Sordariomycetes; Sordariales; Lasiosphaeriaceae. The annotation marks the transcript as partial. The transcript has a single exon. The record is from RefSeq and is a predicted model, not a curated record.